Molecule: messenger RNA, 3154 nt
Organism: Brienomyrus brachyistius
Lineage: Eukaryota; Metazoa; Chordata; Actinopteri; Osteoglossiformes; Mormyridae
Product: isotocin receptor-like
Exons: 2
Coding region: 198-1364 (388 amino acids)
Biological process (GO): regulation of systemic arterial blood pressure by vasopressin; G protein-coupled receptor signaling pathway; maternal process involved in parturition
Cellular component (GO): membrane
Molecular function (GO): oxytocin receptor activity; vasopressin receptor activity; peptide binding
Source: RefSeq, a predicted model, not a curated record
AACAGCUGACUCCCUUUGCUGUGUCACAUCUCAGCUCGACAAGUAGCUAUUAAAUUAAAAGAAGACCUAGCCGGGAAACACGUGUAGCUGUAAGUCGCUGCAAAAUACCUUUAAUGUCUACGGUGGAAAGACAGAAGCAUCAAAGAUAAUCGCUCCAGAGUCGAGAGAGCACAAAUCAAACACGUCGACUUAGCGUGAUGGAGAGUACUUACAGAGAUCUGGAUUUCUGGCCAGUAAAUGAGUCCUGGAAGAAUGGAAGUUUUAACAACGACACGGAAGGGGGAAACCAGACGGCGAACGCCCUGAAGCGAAACGAAGAAGUAGCCAAAGUGGAGGUGGCCGUACUGGUCCUGGUCCUGUUUCUUGCCCUAGCUGGCAACGUGUGUGUCUUGGUGGCAAUCCAUACCACAAAGCACGGCCAGUCACGGAUGUAUUAUUUCAUGAAGCAUCUUAGCAUCGCUGAUCUUGUUGUGGCAGUCUUUCAAGUCCUGCCACAACUCAUUUGGGACAUCACAUUCCGAUUUUAUGGACCCGAUUUCUUAUGCAGACUAGUUAAAUAUCUGCAGGUUGUAGGGAUGUUUGCUUCAACUUAUAUGCUCGUUCUGAUGUCCAUAGACAGAUGUUUGGCGAUAUGUCAGCCAUUGCACUCCUUGCACAGGAGAAAGGACCGCUUUUAUGUAAUUGUCUCUUGGACUCUUAGCCUAUUAUUCAGUACCCCUCAAAUGUACAUCUUUUCCCUGAAGGAAGUGGACAACGGAGUUUAUGAUUGUUGGGGAGAAUUUGUUCAGCCCUGGGGCGCUAAAGCAUAUGUAACGUGGAUUAGUAUCACUAUCUAUAUCAUGCCUGUUACAAUACUGAGCAUCUGUUAUGGACUAAUUAGCUUUCGGAUAUGGCAGAACUUGAAACUUAAAAGGAAAGAGCAUUGCAUAACUCUCACGCCUAAAGCAUCAAAGGGCGCUGCGCUUUCUCGGGUGAGCAGCGUAAAGUUGAUUUCAAAAGCAAAGAUAAAAACUGUUAAAAUGACUUUUGUGAUCGUCGUGGCGUACAUAGUCUGUUGGGCACCCUUCUUCUUCGUGCAGAUGUGGUCGGCGUGGGACCCCGCAGCACCCAGAGAAGAGAUCGCAUUCAUCAUUUCCAUGCUUUUGGCCAGCCUGAAUAGCUGCUGCAACCCAUGGAUCUACAUGUGUUUUGCGGGCCACCUGUUCCACGACCUGGUGCAGCGUUUCGUCUGCUGUUCCACACAUUACCUGAAGUCCUCCCAGUGCCACUGCGAGAGGGAAUCCAGCCACCGGAGCAACACCUCCACCUUCAUGAUCAAGAGCACCACCAGCCAGAGAAGCAUAACACAAACCUCCGUAACAUAAACCCCCUUGCCAGUCUCCUUCCAUGCAGUCCUUCACUUUCAAAAGUAUCCAACCAAACUUACCCAUGUGCUACCUGCCAAUGUUAUAUCCUCCCUCAGCUCCAAAUCCAUACCAGGCUGGAACCUUUAUUGCUUCGAUCAUCAGUUCUUUGCAGCCUUACCUAGUUGAUUGUUUUGUCCAGCACCCACCAGCUAGGCAUUUCAUAAAGCGCUUAUCCUUGCAAGAUCACAAUAAUAACUUUAAACUAACUACGGUCAAAUAAGACAUUUCUAUAACCAGAGCUUAGUUUUUCUGUCCAUACCUUAAAGAGCUUUAUUCACACUGUAGUCAGAAAUGUUCCUUGUGCCUAAAACAGAAAGAAAGAAAAGAACUACUAAUUUUAUUAUGGAAUACAAAUAUUUUAUUUUUUGUUUGAUCAUUUAGGUCAUGAAGAGUUCAGGUGAAACAGUACGUUUCCAAGUACCAAGCAUUGGUUUCAUUAUAUUGUACAGCUCAAUAAAAUCACCAGGCUUCUGUACUAACUGGUUUUUGUUAUUUAAGUUAGUCCUCAAACUGUGGUUUAUUUGUAUCUGUAAUUAUAACAGUUCUUUCAUCUCGCAUAAUAUUAAGCAUGAAAAUGUUAAAAAUUACAUUAUUGUAGGUCAUAUGGUUCACUGAAUAUCUCUCACCCGAAUUACAUUUCCCAUAAACAUUAUAUUUCUGUGAACGCAAUCUGUUGUUGAAGUACACAGUCCAGCUUGUCUGUCGUGCACUCAGUGGCCGCUUUAUUAGGUACCUCUCCUUAGUACCAAAUGCUCCUCCCUCAUCUCCAGAAUCCCUCAAGGUUUAGGGACUCAUACAAUUGGGAAUACAAAUCAGUAAAAACCCUUAGAAAGUGACUUUUUCAGAAAUGUCUGGCACUCAUAGUACAUUUAAAAUCACUUAGACCAUGUGUCUUGGCUGUUCUAAUGUUUAAUGUAACAGUAGCUGGACCAUUUUGCUAUCUGUAUGCUAUAUAUAUUUAGCUGCAGCAACAGGAUUCACUGUUUGGAGGAACAGACUUUGUAUUAAGUAACAGAGUUUGUAUUAAGGAGCAGGUGUACCUAAUAAUUUAGCCACUGAGAGUAGCUUAUUUGGGGUAACUGUAUUUGUAUGUUUUUGUUACUCUGCACACAAACGUUACUUAUUGGACACGGUAAGAAUAAAUAUCAAGUGAACAUUAGUUUUAAUGAAUAUAUAAGUAAAAUAACACUUGUUUUUUCAUGGGGAAAAAAAUCCAUAUUAUUUUUUUUCAUACAACAUACUAGCAAAUAUCCAGUUAUAUAAAAUACUGUAUACAUGACAUAUUUUAAAUUGAAACAUACUUCUUCCAUCAUCUUUUUGCAAACACAAAAAUCCUUAAUUUAGUAUUUUCCACAAACACACCCCUCUUAGGUGUAAUUUCCCUAACUAAAACAAAUUUCAUCUUUUUACUCUGACGUCUGUUGUUAGUAGUUCAAUUACAUCUGAAAACAAACUGCAGGUACACCAGCCCAGCAGUGCAAGAACUGCAGAUUGCACCCGAUUUACAUUCAUGUUUUUAAUGGAUUCUUUCAUCCAUCUGUUGCACAAAUUAUGUAACAGUACAUUUUAAACAUCCAGUCGCACAAGCAUAGUGUAAAUCUGGCAAUGUUGUGGAAAAGCCAUUGAAUAUCAAAUUCCGAAAAUUAAGUAAUAUAAAAUAUCAGGGUAAUUUCUCUUCACUGCAGAGAUAAUAUUUUGGAAGAGCUCAUAGUAUUAUAGAACCUUAAAUUACAUUUUGAAAAUGUAUG